Pseudovirgaria hyperparasitica is the source of this 1026-nucleotide messenger RNA. RefSeq names its product putative NADH-ubiquinone oxidoreductase. The record is from RefSeq and is a predicted model, not a curated record. The transcript has 4 exons. Gene Ontology annotation, biological process: mitochondrial electron transport, NADH to ubiquinone. The coding region runs from base 1 to 669 and encodes 222 amino acids. Lineage: Eukaryota; Fungi; Ascomycota; Dothideomycetes; Acrospermales; Acrospermaceae.
AUGGCUUCCUUACGUGCUGUACUGGGGCGUCGUCUGCCUUCGAACACCCCCCGCUUUGUGCUUGCUCGUCCGUAUAGCAGCUCUUCGACUCCGAGUACGGAAAACCCAGUCCCCGCCAGCGACCCUAAGGCCCAGGGCAAAGAGCGACAUGUCUCUCCAGUGUCCAAGACAAACGAGACCAAGACUUCACCGAUUGGGAGUCACGAUGGUGCUUUGCAAGAGACUACUGAGCAGGGCGAAUAUCUCCGUGUUACGCAAGCCCCAAAUCGACAAAGUCCCAACCGGUCCACGGGAAUCUGGAGUCCGAGUCAACAGCCAAGGGCAGUAGCUAUGAGUGGACCGAGAUUCGAGCAGACAAUUAUGUCGGACCAGCCCCGGCCUUAUGCUGCCAUUGAACUUAUUCACAAGCAACCUGUUCGCUGGACGAAAGAGCGCAUCGUAUCAUGUGACGGUGGUGGUGGUCCUCUUGGACACCCCCGCAUUUUCAUUAAUGUGGACAAACCACAAGUUUGCUGGUGCACAUAUUGUGGACUUCCCUAUGCGCACGAGAAACACAGAGCGUACCUCGAAACUCUACCAUCAACACCAUACCCAUUAGAUCCUCAAGGCACCGCAGCCGAGGUCUCACCUAAGCAAAGGGUCACGGAUGAGGUCCUCGGACAGCGAUAGUGCAGCAAUUAAGCGCACAUAGCUUGCAGAUGUAUAUAUUUUACAGUGUGUCCUAUUAUUCUGGCCACGAGGCGGCUUGAAUCGCUGCAUCAUCUUCUUAUCAAAGCCUUCCAUGCCAUGCAGCUACACAUACGCAGCUGUCGCCAUCUGUCCAUUAGAACCAGCUAGGCCUAUCACUUUCACAUCACGCUUUCUCUCCCUGGAUCGUAGCCACAACCUUCCUCGAAUGUCUGCUUGCCCUAAAUUCCAAGUACCAAAUGCCCUGCCAUGUCCCCGUCGCCAACCGACCAUUGCUGAUUGGAAUUGUUACACUGGCGCCCACAAGCGCCGACUUGAUAUGCGCCUGCAUAUCAUCAC